AUGAUUGUCAACAUGAGCAAUGAAAAUGAUACAUUGGAGACCUGUCUUGACUGCAGAAAUCUUUAUUAUUUGUAUGAGCUGAGCACUCAUCUAGAGACUUGCAGAUCAACCCACAACAGCAGAACCUCUAUGUCAACCCAAUACCGUAGCACCUCUACGUCAACCCAAUACAGCCACACCUCUAGAUCAACCCAAUACAGCCACACCUCUACAUACAGCCACACCUCUAGAUCAACCCAAUACAGCCACACCUCUACAUCAACCCAAUACAGCCACACCUCUAGAUCAACCCAAUACAGCCACACCUCUACGUCAACCCAAUACAGCCACACCUCUAGAUCAACCCAAUACAGCCACACCUCUACGUCAACCCAAUACAGCUGCCACACCACAAAACACUCAAGCCCUGUCGCAGAGUCUGCUGACAUUGAUGAUGUCAUAAAGGAAGCUAUAGAAUACUGUAAGAUUCACGAUCUGCACAACAGUCCCGUUGAGGUAUUGCGGCACAUUCAAAGUGUUGUUGUCCAGGGAAGGUCCUUGGACAUGCAAAAUCUCCUCAUUCCACCUACUGGAAGAUCUAUUUCGAACCAAAUUUUCAUAGACAGGRGAAAUGURCUCGAAACUGGCUUGAGUGAGGUCAAGUGCAUUGAAAACAAGCAUUUGACUUUGGAGGUUGUGUUCUAUGGGGAGCUUGCAGAAGAUCAUGGGGGGCCGAGAAGAGAAUUUUUCUCAAUUGUAUUACGAGAAAUCUUUGACUUCUACUUUAAACACGGUUUAAAARAGCACAUGGCUGAUGACUACCACACAAUAGGAGUUAUCAUGGGUAAGCAUUAG
Messenger RNA from Exaiptasia diaphana, 834 nucleotides. RefSeq lists its product as uncharacterized. The record is from RefSeq and is a predicted model, not a curated record. Gene Ontology annotation, molecular function: ubiquitin-protein transferase activity. The coding region runs from base 1 to 834 and encodes 277 amino acids. NCBI's taxonomy places the organism in Eukaryota, Metazoa, Cnidaria, Anthozoa, Actiniaria, Aiptasiidae. The transcript is spliced from 6 exons.